Messenger RNA from Pneumocystis murina B123, 2102 nucleotides. RefSeq lists its product as hypothetical. Gene Ontology annotation, cellular component: chromatin; nucleus. The record is from RefSeq and is a predicted model, not a curated record. Gene Ontology annotation, biological process: regulation of DNA-templated transcription; chromatin remodeling. The transcript has 4 exons. NCBI's taxonomy places the organism in Eukaryota, Fungi, Ascomycota, Pneumocystomycetes, Pneumocystales, Pneumocystaceae. Bases 1 to 1968 code for a protein of 655 amino acids.
AUGCCUGAAGGUUUAAUUUGUGCACAAACAGCCACAGUAGAUUUAAAAAUUCUAGAUACAACGGGUCAAGAUCUAUCCGAUACAAAAUGGCCAGUCAAGGAAUUAUCCAUAUCAACAACAAAUAAUGAAGAAAAUACAAAGCAAGCAUCUGGAGCAUUAUUAGGAAUAAAUUUUGAAAAAUCAGAUAGUCAAUCGACAUGGCAAGUGUUAAAUUCGGAAAAAAGCAUAUCUUCAAAAGAAAAAACAGUAGAGAGUCAGGAUGUAGAGGAAACAGCAUUAACACCCCCUUAUUCAAAUAAUGUAUCACCACAAGUCAAAUCAGAUCUUUCUCCGAGUGGAGAUUCAAGCAAAGAAUUAGUACAAUCAACGGAAACACAAGCGGAAGCGGUAAAACCAGAAUCAUUAGAACCCUGUCAAGCGCAUUUUGGGGCGUCAGAGGCGCUGUCUAAGCGUAUACAUCCGGAAGAUACAUUUUAUGAAAAAGUAGAACAGGUAGAAAUGACGAAAGAACAAUAUAAAUAUGCAUUAUCAAUGCUACGUCAGCUGCGAAGAAAUAAGGAUGCGCGACCGUUUAAUCAACCAGUGGAUCCUAUAAAGUUGAAUAUUCCGAGCUAUCCAACGAUCAUUACUCAUCCAAUGGAUUUUGGUACAAUUGAUAAAAAACUUUCGUCUAAACAAUAUGAAACCGUGGAAGAAUUCAAAAAAGAUGUUGAAUUAGUUUUUACAAAUUGUUUUACGUUUAACGGGGAAGAAAGUCCGAUUUCUAUAAUGGCAAAGAAUUUAAAGAAUAUUUUUGGCAAGCAAAUAUUGCAAAUGCCAUCUGUAGAUUAUGUUCCAACACCUAAACCAUCGAAAGUGAGAAAGAAAUCAUUAUCAUCGGAUACCGGAUUAGGAGGAAAUUCAGCGAUUCAUCGUAAUUCAAUGGUUACAGAUCGGCCUCGGCGUGAAAUUCAUCCUCCACCUCCCAGAGAUCUACCUUAUAAUGAAACGAAGCCUCAUCGAAGGAAAAAUGCGGCACAAUUACAAUUUUGCAGGAAUGUUAUUAGAGAAUUACAAAAAAAGACACAUGAAAGUUACGCUUUUCCUUUUUAUCGUCCUGUUGAUCCGGUUGCAUUAAAUAUUCCUGAUUAUUAUAAGAUUGUUAAGCAUCCUAUGGAUAUGUCGACUAUUCAGGGGAAAUUAAAUAAUGUUUACAAUACGGCUGAUGAGUUCGAAAGUGAUAUUCGGCAAAUGUUUAGGAACUGUUAUAAAUUUAAUCCAGUAGGGACUCCUGUAUAUAAUAUGGGCAAACGUCUUGAAGCGGUUUUUGAUAAAAAAUGGCAAGAAAAGCCAACAGAACAUCAUUCAUAUUCAUCAGAUGAAUCAGAUACAGAGUCUGACGAUGUAGAUGACAAUGAAGGAAUUGCAUUAUUGGAAAAACAACUUGCAAUGAUGUCUGAUCAAUUGAAUGCGAUGAGAAACAAAAGGGCUAGCCUUAAAACGAAGAAUAAGUCAGGAAAAUCGAAAAAAGGGAAUUCAAGGAAGUCGGGUUAUCGAAACGAGGAACGCCUGCGUAUUCUAUCGUUCGAUCAGCGAUCAGAAUUAGCGCAAAAAAUUAAUCUUCUUACUGGUAGUAAGCUUGAUACAGUUUUGCGUAUUAUGAAGGAAUCUAUGCCAGAAUUGGAGGAUCAAACUGAUGAAAUCGAAUUGGAUAUUGAUUCAAUGACACCUCGAACUCAAAGUCGACUUUGGAAUUUUGUGAUUCUUAAUCAGCUUCCGAAUACACCUAUUGGUCCUGCUAAAGCAAAGCCUAUUGCUCCUAAAAAGAAUCGUACUGUUUUAUCAGAGGCGGAGCAAUUGCGCCAGAUAAGACAUUUAGAACGACAAUUAUCAAGAUUCGAAGAUAAAGGGAAUGGUAAAUAUAUUUCAAGUAAUUCUGGUACAGAGGAAUCGUCUUCUGAAACCGAAUCAAGUAGUGCAGAGGAUUAAAAAUUAAAAUGAAACAUAAGAUUUCCGAAAAUAAUGUAUAAAUAAGAUAUAUAUAUAUGUGUAUUAUGUUUGUUUGUAUACGCUUUUGUAAAUAUUGGUUAUGAUAUACGUUGAUGGGUUAUGAAUAAUAAAAG